Molecule: messenger RNA, 345 nt
Organism: Cucurbita moschata (crookneck pumpkin)
Lineage: Eukaryota; Viridiplantae; Streptophyta; Magnoliopsida; Cucurbitales; Cucurbitaceae
Product: antifungal protein ginkbilobin-2-like
Exons: 1
Coding region: 1-345 (114 amino acids)
Cellular component (GO): plasmodesma
Source: RefSeq, a predicted model, not a curated record
AUGGUGGUGAGCGUUCCAAACACGGGAGUCAAGUCAGUUUUGUGCAACUCAGGAAUUUUCACGGGGGGCGAUCCUUUUGCCGUGAGUCUGGAUUACGUUCUAAAAGAAUUGGAGAGUUCGACUCCCACUACAAACAAUUAUGAUUUCUACAACAUAUCUCCUUAUCCUAAUUCCUUCGCUUACGGCCAUGCUUCCUGCAACCAAAGCCUUACAACCUCAGACUGCACCACUUGUCUUGGCGCUGCUAAGACCAACAUGUUGGGGUCGUGUCAAAUGAGGAUUGGUGCUCGUGCGGUGCUCAAUGACUGUUCAAUUAGGUACGAGCAAAACCCAUUUGAUGAUUAG